GAUAAUACCGCGACGCAUUCACAAGGAAGACGAAGGAUUGAUUAGAAGAAGAAGAAGAAGAGGAAGAGUGGCGCCAACCGAAAAUUUAGAGCGAUAGAUCACUGCAUAGAAGGAACAUGGCCUUAUCUCAAGCCUCUGCGUCUCUCGCCUUCUCUCUUCCUAAUUCUGGCGCCAUAAAGCUAGCUCGAAUCACAAGCCCUAGUUCUACCUGUCGUGUUCAUGUACCGCAACUUGGUGGAAGCCGAUCCACCUUCGCUUCUGGUUCUCCUCUCUUGCCAUUGAAUUUGAGCAUGACUCGUGGUGGAGGAAGAAGAAGUGGAAACAGAGGAGGAGCAUCAGUUUCCAUCAGAAGCGAGCAAAAUACAGAAGGGAGCAACGGUUUGGACAUAUGGCUUGGUCGUGGCGCUAUGAUUGGUUUUGCAGUUGCCAUUACUGUUGAGAUUGCCACUGGCAAAGGACUUCUUGAGAAUUUUGGGGUGGCGAGUCCAUUGCCUACGGUUGCUUUGGCUGUCACAGCAUUGGUCGGUGUUCUAACUGCGGUUUUCAUCUUCCAAUCUUCUUCUAAAAACUGAUAAAUCCCCCACAUGUGUUUAUUGUGCUCCUUUUUGUUGUAUCAAAGACAUAUCACUCUACAUUUAUCACAAUGCAAAUCCUCCUUUUCUUUUUGUUUUUGUUGGCUCUGAAUGUUUACGAUACAUGAUUGUGUCUGUACAUACAUUUGGUUU
This is a messenger RNA of Eutrema salsugineum, 725 nucleotides long. Its product is annotated as stress enhanced protein 1, chloroplastic. Gene Ontology annotation, biological process: cellular response to high light intensity. The record is from RefSeq and is a predicted model, not a curated record. The transcript is spliced from 4 exons. Lineage: Eukaryota; Viridiplantae; Streptophyta; Magnoliopsida; Brassicales; Brassicaceae. The coding region runs from base 117 to 572 and encodes 151 amino acids.